UUUUGUGUAUCGUAGGUUACUAUAAAAAUGCAUUCCGGGACUUUGGAAAGAAUCGGGUCGCCGAUAAAAAGGACGCUUUCUCGGGGAGUGAGUGAGGACGAGUCACUUCGCAACAUUAUCAAAGAGGUGAGCGUCGAGCAAUCACGUCGCGAUUGUAUAUUGCGACAUUUACAAGAGUCAUGCAGUCUAUUAUCUGUAGGCUAUUAUCUACUUUUAUAGAGUCUAAUUUGACAUUACUAGGCUACAGUCGACAAGAUUCAUCCUCGAGCGUUACAACGGAGAGUUCGGCCAGGCGUCUGACACGCAGAGGGGGGACCCUCGAGAGGAGAAGUGGGAGUCAGCAGUCUGAGGAUCAAGAACUAAUGAUGGAACUCCCUGAGAUGCUUGAUCUGCAGGCGAGCUACGACGAGAUGUUGCAAGAGCUCCGUGGGCUGGAGCUGCAGCGGGAGACUGUGUUGUUCCAGGUGGACAUUCUGCACGACGCCCUGGAGGGGGCCGAAGAGAUGCUGGCCGAGGCUCAGAGAGAGGCCAGCCAUGCCACCAUGGAGUUGGAGCAAGCGAGAGAAGCCAACAGGAAGUUGGAGGACAUGGUCAGCUCUCUGAUGCAGGAGGUGGAGAGGCUAAAAGAGGAGAGGAAGACCAUUCCAGCAGUACCAGUGUACACACUUGUCAAGGAGCAGGAGAAGGAGGCGGAGAUGGCUAGACAACAAGCACAAGAUAUGAAAAUAAAAAAAGAAGCACAGGAACAAGUCAGUGAUGCACCAAGGGAUGAGGACAAUUCUACAAAAGAUGCGCCUCUCUCUAUUAUCCGAUUGGACAGUGAGAGUCCCGGGCCCAACAACGGACUACCAUUGGAGACCAGCGCUGGAGGACUGAUCGCCGCCUCCUUCAAGGGGAGGGGGGAGCAGCCCUCUGACAGUCCAACCUGGCCCCCUCCUCUCCACGUCGCCCGGCUGUGGUCCUCUGUGGACUCUGAGGACAUAGAAGAAGGGGCAGACGACAGCUUCACCAAGUUCACUAAGAUGGUCAACAAGACCUUGGGACCAUUGAUGCUGGGUAGCCAGACCCCAGGGAACAGUCAGGAGGAGAACAGGUGUGACAUCUUUCCAGAUAGGAACAACGACACAGACAGCAUCAGCGCCUACGAGGAUGCCUGCGCUGACACGCCCGAGCUGGAUGAGGAAGACGGGCCAAGGCUGCCCCAUGAUGAAGGAUCCCCGGUGGAUGAUGAUGAGGGAGAGCCGUCGAAUGGCAACGAUCCCAAGAACCCCAUAAACCCCAAUGAUUCUUGCAUUCUGUCGUAAGAGCUGCAGAACUGUUAUGGUACGAAAGGUCAAAUGUGCUCUCACUCUGUCUGCCCUCUUGAUAAUAUAAUAUAUGCCAUUUAGCUUUUAUCCAAAGCAACUUAGUCAUGCGUGCAUACCGUUUUUUACUUCUUGAAAAAGGGUUAAAAGAAAUCUGUUCUUGGAUCAGUGCGCUCAUACAAUCCAUCGACACCAAUUGUUUUUUUAUAUAUAUAUAUAUUUUUUAAAUGUACCUUUAUUUAUACAGGGUUUCUCAUUGAGAUAACAUCUCUUUUCCAAGAGAGACCUGGUCCAAUAGCAGCAGGGGGAACAACAUUUCAGACAAAACAACUUACAUACUAACAUAAUAUUAAACAAAACUAUAAACACACAUGUAGUACAACAAAAACAUUUUACAUUAAAAACACGAAGGUCUUGACUAAAAACAGCUGCCCUAAAGACAAUUACAUUCUUCUAUGAUAUAUACAUCGAUCAAGUGUUUAUAAAAGGGUAAUGUCAACAUUGGUAGUUGUCUUAGUGCAAUCCGGCACGGUGGAAUUCCAGUAAUGUCUACAGACGUCUCUUUAGUCAAUCUUUCUCCCUUGGCAUGACUUGCAAGGUUGCACUUACGUGUUUAGUUUUCCUGCCGUUCGGCACAAAGGGCAGAUUACCUCCCUCUGUUUAUUAGUGACUGAUGACCACUUAAGACUGUUUGCGUACACUGAACUAUCAGAUAUGUUUCAGGACACACCACAGACCUCUAGCAUUCUAAACAGUCAAAUUAUGUGAUUUAUAGAUCACAUACUGAUAGCGCUGAGCGAUUAACAAAAAUGUUUAAGGUUCAAUUAUUUGAAUGCCAUUUCAUUCAGUUUUUUUUCUAUCAGCUCAAUGUGCAGUUUCUCUAGAGAUAAAUCCGAUCAAGCCGAACUGUGCGAUCUAGUAGGGAGUUGUAGUUUCCAACAGGCCAAUAUUCUACUUAGUUUUGCGCAGAAAUGUGGUAAUUAACUACAAUGACCAUAAUCCAUUGUGCGCAUACUUGGCCAGUCUGUGUGGGGCAGACACAGAUGGAGAGAAGAGACAGAAGAACGUGUGAUUGAGAGUGAUAGAGCAGUUGCUUCGUGAGGUAUCUCUAUCUGAAAAUACUUGAUCUAAGCGAUUGAUAGUUUGUAUUCAGCAGUCAUAAAAGUAUGCCUUAUUUACUUUGAAGAACUACUAAAAUAGUGAUUUUGUCAGACGCCAUAUACAGCAGCUCUAUAGAGAUGAGAUGAUGGAAUGAAAUAAUAAAGUAAUCAAAUAAAACAAAUGUAAUAUACACAACUGAAAUAUUUUUUUCAAGUAAAGUGAUUAAA
This is a messenger RNA of Salmo salar (Atlantic salmon), 2632 nucleotides long. RefSeq lists its product as uncharacterized. The record is from RefSeq and is a predicted model, not a curated record. NCBI's taxonomy places the organism in Eukaryota, Metazoa, Chordata, Actinopteri, Salmoniformes, Salmonidae.